AUGUCGACUAGAGACAAACAUUGGCGUUUCCAACCUUGUAACUUUUUUUGCAACCACCUCUUCUAUACAGCGGAAAGUGGCCCGUUUAGACCUUUUUUUAUAACGGAGGGAAAACCUAUUGCACCAAUAUGCAACAAGGAUCCAUACUCAGUCACCUCUACAGUAGAGGUAUUUCGAGAGACAACAACUGCCGAUUUGGCAAGAUUUACACGUUGUCCACUUUAUAGCCUCAUAACGAUGUAACAAAUGAAGCAACAUACUACAAUCGGUUGGAGAAACCCGAGAAAGAGGAAAGCAUCAUCUGCAAAGACUAGAUGAGAAAGGACGGGCACUGAUGAUUAAAUCGAACCUCCUUCAGAUCACGGCGAAUGAGAGCCUGAGAUAGCAUGGAUGUAAACCCUUUCGUACAAAUCACGAACAACAAAGGGGAGAGUGGAUCUCCUUAACGCAAUCCGCGGGUGGGUUGAAAAUACCCAUAAGAUAAGAAGUGCCAUUCUACAAGACCGACAUAGAUGUCUAGGAGACACAGUUGUAAAGUAAAUCAAUCGGACGUGGAGAAAAAUACCAAUUUUCGCAUCACACCAAACAGGAAGAGCCAUUGAAUCUGAUCAUAUGUCUUUUCCAUAUCCAAUUUAACGGCCAUAAACCUUUCUCGACCACUUGGCUUAUUAACACAUUAUUAAUAAUAGACCGGUCUUUUUCAAAAAUCCAUUCUGGAAUGUGCUAAACACCUCCAACAAGAUUGCACCUAGACGAUCAGUCAAUAUUUUCGAAAUGAUCUUGUAGAAUACUUGGCAAAGACCAAUUGACCUUAACUGAGCACAAGUUUCCACAUUGACCAUCUUAGGUAGAAGAGUUAACCAAGUAUGGUUAUAUGAAUCUUACAAACAAAGGAUUUAACAGCCGAACAAACAUCAGCACCCACAAUAUCCCAAAAAUACUGGAAGCCGUAAACCCAUCAGAUCCCGGGCCUUACAUUAAUACAAAGACGCCCCAAAUUUCAGCAGUUAAAAAUAGCCCAUCAACGGGCCCAACCGGAUGGAAGGUUUAACUACUCUCAGGGAACAGUAACUAUAUAUUUUAUAUUAAACUAUUAAUAAUUAACGUAUUUGUUGGUCACUCCAAUCCAAUCUCAGGCAACACAGGUAAAUAGACGGAACCCUAACCAGAGGGGCGCGAAUCCAUUAUCAAAUCACCUGGAAGCUCUCCGAUCAUCGGCGCAGCUCCAUAGUCUCUGGGCGGAGCUCAGAGGUUCAAUAACGGAAACAAGGUCUUUCCCCAAUUCAAUUAAGAGAUGCCGCCGAAGCAGGCCUCAAAAGCCGACCUGGCGAAGAAGCAGAAGAUUGUAGAAGACAAGACAUUCGGGCUGAAAAACAAGAACAAGAGCAAAAAUGUUCAGAAAUACGUUCAGAGUCUCAAGCAAUCCGUGCAGCCGAAAGUUGACCCAAGCAAACUCGCUUCUAAGAAGAAGAAAGAGGAAGAAAAGGCCAAAGAGAAGGAGUUAAGCGAAUUGUUCAAGAUUGCUGUAAGCCAGCCCAAGGUUCCUCCUGGCGUUGAUCCAAAGUCUAUUUUGUGUGAGUUCUUCAAAGUGGGGCAGUGCACAAAGGGCUUCAAAUGCAAGUUCUCCCACGAUCUCAAUAUCCAAAGGAAAGGGGAAAAAAUUGAUAUCUACAGUGAUAAGCGUGAUGAAGAUACGAUGGACGAUUGGGAUCAAGAGACUCUGGAGAAGGUUGUAGCAUCAAAGAACAGCGAGUAUAAUCAGAACAAACCUACUGAUAUUGUAUGCAAACACUUCCUGGAUGCUGUAGAGAAGAAACAAUAUGGAUGGUUUUGGGUCUGUCCAAAUGGUGGUAAAGAAUGCCAUUACCGCCAUGCUCUUCCUCCAGGGUAUAUCUUAAAAUCUCAAAUGAAGGCUCUACUUGAUGAAGAGUCUGAAAAGUUGCCCAUUGAGGAGGAAAUUGAGAAUCAGCGUGCUAAAGUUGCAACUACAACCCCCAUGACCCCCGACUUGUUCAUGCAAUGGAAACAAAAGAAGAUGGAUGAAAGGGAUGCUAGUUUGGAUGCACUUAGAGCAGAGAGGGCUAAGAAUGAUCGGAUGAGUGGGCGAGAACUAUUUCUGUCUGAUGCUAGCUUGUUUGUGGAUGAUGCUGAGGCAUAUGACAAAUACCAAAGGGAUGAAGAGCCUGAUGCUACUACUGAAACAAAGACUCAGAGCAGCCAGAAUUCUGAAACUCAGGGGCCAAGCACUUCAGCACAAGCUGAUGGAGAUGACGAUGACGAUGAUGAUGUUCUGCUUGACGAUGAUGACGAUGAUGAGCUGGACCUAGAUGAACUCAAUGAGCUGGAAGCUAGCUUGGCGAAAACAUCGAUCAAAAUCCAAGAGCCGGGUGAUGCGAAAUGAAUCGAAUAAGGGUGGUAGACCCUGCAGUCUGCAUUGCCUCUCUGAGAUGUUUAUUUUCUCUCUACUUUUUUUUGCCUCAGUUCUGCAUUUGGGUUUGAGAAUGUGAAGCGGUAAGGGCCAAUUUUUAUUAUUAUUAGCUAUUGCGACAGACUAGAAAGAGUUGUGAAAAGUGAGUCCAGAGGCCAAGUACCAGCAUAAGAUGAUGGUGGAGAUCCACAUCAGUGUUAAGUUAUGUGCGCUAUGCCUGCUUUAGUACUUGAUGGGAGUGGCGGGUGGCGUACUUUUCACUGGAGUUUCGGUGGUUUAGUACACUUUAGUGCUACUUUUUGAGGGAGGUUGCUGAAAUUAAAAUGCGUUAAGUGGUGUUGAGUUUAGUGGCAAUAGUAAACGUGGUUGAUGACUUUAGUUACGACAUUAUGUUUUUUACCCGAACAAGGUCAUCGUUAUUACAGAUUACAGUAGUGAUUGGGGGUUGGGAGGGCCUCUAGGUUGAGGGUUUAUAGACUUUCUAAUGUUCUUAUCUCUUUUAUCAUUACAUAGACAGUUGCAUAUAUUGCACUUCUGGGGAUUUUUCCAAUAAUAAUACCUUUAAAAAAAAAUUACAAAACUAGCACCCAUCCGAAAAAAUUGAUAGAAAUAGCACCAAUUUUAUUGGAACGCACCCCCUAAGGUGCGUUUUACUUAUAAAACACACCAUAGGAGUGUGUUCCAAGCCACGUCAGCACACGAAACGCACUAGGAAGGUGCGGUUUACAUAUUCUGCGGAACGGUCUUCAAGACCGUUGGAUGGAGGAGCGAUCGGAGGGCUGAACGCGCGCCAGUGGAGCGAUCCGCGCCACGGAUUGGGGAACGCACGCCCGAGAUGUGGUCAAACCUGGGGAAGCACAAACCGCCUCGGGAGGGCGCAGUUUCUCUUUGGGCAAAAUUACCCGACCACCCCUGGAGGGUGCGAUCUGUUGGGUAUAAAUACCCCUUCCCCUCUCAUUUCUUCACACCACAACCCAUUCUUCCUUCUCUCUAGAAUUUAUCUCUCUAAACCCUCCCCUCCCAAAAGCCUAGGAAAUAAUGGUCUGUUGGUUGCAGCUAAGUCCGAUCUGCCAUCAGAAAACAUUUCUUAGGUUUUUUCCUCAAAACCCGCCGAGCCGAAUCUCUGUCCGAAUUUUGGUUUUUUCCUCAAAACCAGCCGAGCCGAAGCUCUGUCCGAAUUUGCCGAAAAAAUGGCCGAUUGGUGGCAAGGAGAGGGAGUUUAUGUUGAUGAAUUUCAAGCGGUACGUACUCAUUAUUCUGGUUUAAUUUUUGUUGUUGUUAUAAGCUUUUUAAUUAAUCUAUGUACUAACAUCGUUGUUAUUUUCUCGUAGGUUGGGGAGGACGUGGAUAUAUACAACCAACGGUAUUAUCUCGAGCAAGGACCGUUGGAUCCAACCGACUUGUACGACCAACCCAACCAUCGGUCAAGGGAUGUUUGGAACGCUCACCCGGUACAUACAAUUCUUUACCAUUUGUCCUUCUUUUAUUUUGUUAAUAUAUUUAGUGGAAUAUAAAAUAAAUUUAUGU
Molecule: messenger RNA, 3955 nt
Organism: Linum trigynum
Lineage: Eukaryota; Viridiplantae; Streptophyta; Magnoliopsida; Malpighiales; Linaceae
Source: the annotation of a GenBank genome assembly